Nanorana parkeri is the source of this 1945-nucleotide messenger RNA. Its product is annotated as histone-lysine N-methyltransferase, H3 lysine-79 specific-like. The transcript has 3 exons. The record is from RefSeq and is a predicted model, not a curated record. The coding region runs from base 250 to 729 and encodes 159 amino acids. Lineage: Eukaryota; Metazoa; Chordata; Amphibia; Anura; Dicroglossidae.
AACAGGGCAGAAAGGAAGAGCUCUGGUUUAUGUUUUGAGAGCAAAGAUUCCCCACCGAGGAGUGAAGGAGAAAGAGGUCAUCCGUACCCCAGCAGAAAAUCCUCUUGCGAGAGUGUAGGCAAAUGGAAAUCCACCUUCUCCCCGAUCUCUGAUGCAGCUCCCAGCCGCACCCCUGACAGCCCCGCCUCAUCCCCAUGCUGCAGUAACCAUUAUUCAUCUGGUGAUGGGGCUCGUCGAGGUUCUGGGGGUAUGAGUCCAGGGUCAGCUAGCAGUCUUGGCGAACACACCCGAGCAGACGUGGGCAGAGCACCCGAGGGCAACUUGUUCCUGAGUAAAAAGUUGGCAUCUGAUUGUGGAAAGAGAGAGGAGAGGGGUCCAAGCUCAAGAGUUGAUCGAUCCAAAGCUCCUCGCAGUCGGGAAAGGGAUGGGGAGGGACGAGCAGGGAGCAACUUAUUCAUGUCACAGGGAACAGGGGUCCUACUGAAUGGGAAGGGCCCUGGCUUGACACCCCUUCAAACACACCACCAUCUCUUGAGCAACCUGACAACUGGCUCCCAGCUUACACUGCAGGGUGGCCUCACUUCAAUGGCCAGCAAUUCAGUACUGCAGUCUCUCUUCAGCUCCAUGCCUGUACAUGUGACUGGCCCAGUUGGCCGUCUAGCUAAUUCCCAUGGCAUGGCCAGUUUCACAUCGCCUGGAGUGACCGGUGGAACAGUAGGAGGUAUUUAAUAAUCUACCUCACUUGAAUUCGCCUAUGCAAAGACAGACCUGCUAUUUUGUUCUUUUUUUUUGGUGUAUUUUGUUGUUUUCUCCACCUUCCAUCACACAAAAAAAAGAAAAGGUGCUCAACACAAGUCGAGGGCAAUUUUGUUCCCCUCAAUCCUUCCUUUUGUAGCUACCACUGGUUCAAGCUAAAAUCACUUCAUCUUUUACCAAUUUCUGCGCUAGGACACACUUACCCUUAUUCCACUGUGAAUGAGAUUCUUGCAACAAGAUCCGGGAAAAACAACCGUACUUUUAUUUAUAUUAGAGGUUGUUAUUUUUUUGUAUGCUUUUUUUUUUUUUUGUAAGUUUGUGGGGUUCUUUUAAAUUUUUGUGGAGGACGUAGCUCAACAGAUGAGCAGAAAAUUGGAUUUGGCACUUGAAUUUGAGAGUCACAUGAGGCAUAUGGCAAGAUUUCUGUCACUAUACCGCCAUGCAGAUUCAACUGGUGCUACAUGUACAAGAUUGUGCCUCAGUCAAUUGGUGCUGUAAAGUUGCGGUGCUUUUUGAACAGUACACACUGGAACGUCUAGAUCCAUUGUGUCAAUAAAUGUGUGCUUAAUUUAUUAAUGACUUCUGUACCUAUGUUACCAAAGUACAUUUUCCUCUGUUCCUAGUAAGAUGACAGAUGUCUGUCUGCUCAGAGAAUUGAACGCUCCUCCCUCUCUUUGUUGUUGGUCUCCCCUAUAUCCCAGAUGAUGAUAUGGCAGCUAUGUGUGUGAUUGCAGCAGUAGGAAUGGUUGAACUCCAGGUUAUUAAGGCGCAGUAACUGUUGGGCCUAGAGUUGUUUGUAGAUGUAAAAUGGUGAUGUAAGUUAUGAAUUUAAAGAUCGUUUUUUUUUUUUUUUUUUAAAUACUUGAUUUCAUUUAAACAUAAUUUAAGCUAAAUUGCAUACAUAUGCUUAUAUUGUAAAUGUGUGUAUAUGACAUUUGUGUAUAGGUACAUAUUUAUAUGUAUAUAGAUUUUAACAUAUAUCAAAGUAUGGUUAUGCUGUCAUGCAUCUGAAACAUCUCGUUAGAAGUUCUAUCUGGGGCCAAACAUUCACACUCUCUCUUUUCAGAACAGGGUCUUGUCAUUCAUGUAACUGAAGUCUGUAGCCGGACUUGGCUCUGAAGCCGCUUUUUUAGUUAUGAUAGAAUAAAUGAUACUUUUAUAAGACGUACAGUUUGGCCAGGCUUCAGAC